CUGGAGGGCUGUUUGAGGGCGGGCUGUUCGACGAUGCUCCAAUGGGAGAUGUACCUCCAGUGGACUCCAGCUCUGUAUUGAGACAGGCGGGGGUAGAGGGGGGACUUGAUGGGGGUCCACCACCUGACAGCGAUGAUGAUGAUGAUCACUUUGGGGGACCGCCAAGUAUCGGUGGCCACAGCUCUGAUGGAGGGUCGAGGGCUGUGUCACCCAUGCGUGAUAUCGCUGUGCCCAUGGUACCUCCCUCACCUGCCCGAUCGUACGUGUCACAUGUGUCGCACAUAUCACACAUAUCGCACAUCUCCCACAUGUCACACCGGCCCACACCCGCACCCACACCAGUGCCCUCGGAACACCCUGAUGAUGAAAAGCCUCCCACACCACCUGCUGACCAGACAACACUGGUGCAGAACGACGAGGAGAGUUUCGCCCUGGCUCCUGUGGAUGCUUCGGCUUUUAAAGGUUUCACCAAAACAAAACGCAAGAGGAAGUUGAUCGUUGAUGAGGUGAAGAACAUCAGUGGAGAGGAAAUGAAGGCCCAACUGAGCGACACCAGUGACAUCGUGACCACCCUGGACCUGGCCCCACCUACUAAGCGGCUAAUGCAUUGGAAGGAAACCGGAGGAGUUGAGAAACUGUUUGCACUUCCUGGCAGGAACAUACCUGCGCGAGCUUUAUUCAAGAACUACCAGAGACACCUGACCAGCCGAGCUGUGCCCAACGAAGAUUACGGUGGAGGCAUUGAAGGGGAGAACCAGAUGCCUCUUGACCAGGUCAAGGAGCCGGAGGAACCAGUGGAAGCGGUACAACCGGCUGGUCGCAGAGGGCGCAAGAGGAAACAGGUUGAACCUGAAGAGCCUGUAGUGGAGCCUCCACAGUUCCAGCUACCCUGGAGACACUACCAGAGGAGUUGGCUCCUGCCCCUCCCACUCCUGCUCCUGCCCCCGAUGUGGCCCCAACAACCCCUGCCCCUCCUCAUGUAAGUCCCCUGUCA
Homalodisca vitripennis (glassy-winged sharpshooter) is the source of this 994-nucleotide messenger RNA. RefSeq names its product double-strand-break repair protein rad21 homolog. NCBI's taxonomy places the organism in Eukaryota, Metazoa, Arthropoda, Insecta, Hemiptera, Cicadellidae. The record is from RefSeq and is a predicted model, not a curated record. Gene Ontology annotation, molecular function: protein binding; chromatin binding. Gene Ontology annotation, cellular component: cohesin complex; synaptonemal complex. Gene Ontology annotation, biological process: synaptonemal complex assembly; replication-born double-strand break repair via sister chromatid exchange; mitotic sister chromatid cohesion.